AUGAACCCCCUCAAGAACUCGCGCUCCGCCCUCUCCCGUCUCCUCCGCCACAACCCCGCCGCCGGCCGGCCGCAGCCCCCGGCCCCUCCCCCGCCGGUGCCGCGGGAAACGGCCGCUCGGCACUACCACGCCGCCCCGCGCCGCCCAGGGUUCAUUCAGUCUUUCAGCCGAGGGCCCCUCCGCCACGAGCCCGCCGCCCUCUUCCGGCCGCUGCCGGCGCGGGCGCAGGCGCCGCCUCCCCGGCACUACUCCACCUCCUCGCGCCGCCCGGAGGUCAUCCACUUCGCGCGCCGCCGCGGCGGGGCGCGGUGGUACCACGACAGGCGGAAGGUCGCCGCGGUGGUCCUCCUCGCCGGCGGCGGGACAAUCGUCGUCUACUUCGGCAACCUCGAGACCGUGCCCUACACCAACCGCACCCACUUCGUCCUCGUCUCGCCCCAGCUCGAGCGCCAGCUCGGCGAGUCCCAGUUCGCUGAUCUCAAGAAGGAGCUCGCCCCCAAGAUCCUGCCCCCGCUCCACCCCGACAGCGUCCGCGUCCGCCUCAUCGCCUCCGAGAUCGUCCGCGCGCUCCACCGCGGCCUCGCCGACCGCCGCAGCGACGACUUCGAUGACGCCUCCUACGGCGACAUCUCCACCGACAUCGCCGUCAAGGCCCGGGACAUGGAUGCCGAGGACGUGAUGCAUCGGGUCUGGCCUGGCAAGACCGCGGGCACGGCCGCUAGGGCUCAGCGAGACGACGAGCUUCUCGAUGACAGGUGGGUCGCCGAGAGCCGGAGACGGGGGAAGGCACGCGGAGCGCAGCCACAGACGAAGCACCUCAAUGAGCUCAAUUGGGAGGUCAUCGUCGUCAGAGAUAAGCUCAUCAAUGCAAUGUGCUUGCCUGGUGGUAAAAUUGUAGUCUUCACUGGAUUGCUCGACCAUUUCAAGACAGAUGCUGAGAUUGCGACAGUGCUUUCGCAUGAGAUUGGGCACGCUAUCGCGAGGCACUUGCCAGAGAUGAUCACCAAGGGCAUGUGGUUUACUAUCCUGCAGCUUAUCGUCCUACAGUUUAUUUACAUGCCAGACCUAAUUAAUGCAAUGUCGACAUUACUCCUCAGAUUGCCCUUCUCACGAAGGAUGGAGGUAGAGGCGGAUCACAUCGGGCUCAUGCUUCAAGCUUCUGCUGGUUUCGACCCACGCACAGCUCCCAAGGUCUACGAGAAGCUAGGACAAAUCGCGGGCAAUCAGUCAGUGCUGAAAAGCUACCUCUCCACCCAUCCUUCGAGUAAGAAGCGAUCGGAGCUCUUGUCUCGAGCCAAGGUAAUGGAGGAGGCGAUGCAACUAUACAGGGAAGCUUGCGCCGGCCACGGGACCGAAGGCUUCCUGUAG
Triticum turgidum subsp. durum (durum wheat) is the source of this 1368-nucleotide messenger RNA. Lineage: Eukaryota; Viridiplantae; Streptophyta; Magnoliopsida; Poales; Poaceae. The record is from the annotation of a GenBank genome assembly.